UUCCCGCGCAUUUCCCCCCGAAUCUCCCGCGCUCGCCCCCUCUUAUCCCCGGCCUCCUCCGAUCCCCUCCCCGCCAGACGCCACCACCCGCCGCCGCCGCCAGAAGAGAUCCAUCCGUCCGGCCGAGCCGAGAGCAGAGCGGAGCAGGGGAAGGAGGCGGGAAAGGGGAGCAGCAGCCAUGAUGUUCUCCAGCCAGGUGGACGCCUUCUCGCCGUCGCAGUUCACCGCGUCGCAGAACGCCGCCGCCGACUCCACCCCCAACAAGUUCCGGGGCGCGUUGGGAACGAUGCCGCUGACCGUGAAGCAGAUCGCGGACGCGCGGCUGGCCGGCGCCGGCGAGAAGGGAGCGCCCUUCGUCGUCGACGGCGUCGAGACGGCCAACGUCAGGCUCGUGGGGAUGGUGAGCGGCAAGGCGGAGCGGAACACGGACGUCUCCUUCACCCUCGACGACGGCACCGGCCGCAUCGACUUCAUCAGAUGGGUGAAUGAUGCUGCAGAUUCUGCUGAAACUGCUGCUAUUCAGAAUGGUAUGUACGUUGCUGUCAUCGGUAGCCUGAAGGGAGUUCAGGACAAGAAGCGUGCUACUGCUUUCGCAGUCAGACCUAUAACUGAUUACAACGAGGUCACGCUGCAUUUCAUUCAGUGCGUGCGGAUGCACAUAGAGAACACAAAAUCAAAGGUUGGCAGUCCCGCGCACACCAAUUCUUCUGUGGGAACCCCAUUCGCCAACAGAUUGAGCGAAGCGGCUACUCCACCCUCUGUGAAGUCCAACCCGGCGCCAGCGACUAGCGGAACAAACGGAUCGGAGACCGAUUUCUACACGCAGGUGCUGAAUGUCUUCCGCGAACCGGCAAACAUCGAGAGUGACCAUGGCGUGCAUGUGGAUGACAUUGCCAAGCGGUUCAGACUACCAGCACUCAAGAUCAAGGAGGCUAUCGACUACCAUGUCGAUGUCGGGCACAUCUACUCGACCAUCGAUGAUUUCCACUACAAGUCAGCGUUCGUUGACUGAGUCUGUAACCGAGUGCCGCCACUACAAGUCAGCGUUCGUCGACUGUGUCUGUAACCGAGUGCCGCCAUCACUCGCUAGCAUCUGUCCUUAGCUGUGUGCUGUUUAGGUAUCCCCCAGAGGGAAGCAUCUUCUGGCUGGAGUUUGAGAGACAUGACUCACCCUUGGCUUGAGAGGAUGCUCCAGGGGCAUGUAUUACUUUAAAUUCCAGUUGAUCAGAGGCGUAUGAGCCUUGAUGCGAUGAGAGUCUCGUCUAGUGAAAUCAUGGUUCUGCUCUGAGUGUGAUAUGGUGGGAUGGAUUUACAUUUUGCAGUCAAAGUUUGACAGUUGCAUCGUUCUA
Molecule: messenger RNA, 1349 nt
Organism: Triticum aestivum (bread wheat)
Lineage: Eukaryota; Viridiplantae; Streptophyta; Magnoliopsida; Poales; Poaceae
Product: replication protein A 32 kDa subunit A
Exons: 10
Coding region: 179-1012 (277 amino acids)
Biological process (GO): DNA replication; nucleotide-excision repair; double-strand break repair via homologous recombination
Cellular component (GO): chromosome, telomeric region; site of double-strand break; nucleus
Molecular function (GO): single-stranded DNA binding
Source: RefSeq, a predicted model, not a curated record